Molecule: messenger RNA, 660 nt
Organism: Paramuricea clavata
Lineage: Eukaryota; Metazoa; Cnidaria; Anthozoa; Malacalcyonacea; Plexauridae
Source: the annotation of a GenBank genome assembly
AUGGAGCUGUGGAUUGCCUUUGGAACUGGAAGAAAUUUUCGAUUUCUAGCAGCUCAUGAAAUGGCAAGAGCCCUUGGUCCUGAUCGCUGCAUAGCAUUACCGAUGUUCCAAUUCCCCGGCUGCGAUACAAUCUCGUGCUUUGCUGGUAGGGGAAAGAAAACAGCAUGGGAUACGUGGAGUGUCUACGAAACCAUCACCAAAGCGUUUUGUUCUCUGAUGGAAAAGCCAGAGUCCAUUAACGAGAACAUGACUUCUUUAGAGCGUUUUGUGAUCCUAAUGUAUGAUCGUACACGCAGCCUUAACUGUGUCAACCAAGUUCGGAAACAGCUGUUCACACAGAAGGGAAGGUCAAUAGAAGACAUCCACCCUACUAAAGCUGCUCUGCUUCAGCAUUCGCGACGAGCAACAUAUCAGGCUUCUUAUUGCUGGGGCCAGGCUUUGAAUGAAGUAGAAGAUCUACCUUGUCCAAGUAAUUGGGGUUGGAAAAGAAAUGAAUUGGAUGGCUGGCAAAUAUGUUGGUCUACUCUACCCGAGGCUUCCAAAGCUUGCAGAGAACUUUUACGUUGUGGAUGCAAGAAAGGUUGUAGCGGUCGUUGCAAGUGCGCUAAGGCAGCACUUAAAUGCACUGCACUUUGUUUCUGUGGCGGAGAAUGCGUUUAA